UUCUCUUUAUCUCCGCCUGUUCCUUUACUCCCCACACAGACUAAGACUUACUUGGCUAAAGCACAGAGGGCAAUGGCCCUCCGUGCCGGGCUGGUCCUGGGACUGCACACCCUGAGGAUCCUCCUGAGCCCGAAGGAAGCAGGUGCCAUCACGGCUGACCACAUGGGCUCCUACGGACCAGCCUUCUACCAGUCUUACGAUGCCUCGGGCCAGUUCACCUAUGAGUUCGACGGGGAGCAGCUGCUGUCCGUGGACCUGAAGGAAAAGGAGGCGGUGUGGCGUCUGCCUGAGUUUGGCGACUUGGCCCGCUUUGACCCACAGGGCGGGCUGGCUGGCAUUGCCAUGAUCCAGAUGCAUCUAGAUGUCUUGGUGGAACGCUCCAACCGCACCAGAGCCACCAGCGUGCGCCCAAGCGUGACCGUCUUCCCCAAGUCUCCAGUGGAGCUGGGCCAGCCCAACACCCUCAUCUGUGUCGUGGACAACAUCUUCCCCCCUGUGAUCAACAUCAGCUGGCUGCGCAAUGGCGAGACGGUCACCUUGGGAGUGACCCAGACCAGCUUCUACUCCCGGCCCGACCACUUGUUCCGCAAGUUCCACUACCUGGCCUUCGUGCCCUCCGCUGCCGACGUCUACGACUGCAGGGUGGAGCACUGGGGCCUGGACGCGCCGCUCCUCACGCACUGGGAGCCACAGGUGCCCACCCCACUGCCAGACACCACGGAGACCCUGGUCUGUGUGCUGGGCCUCGCCUUCGGCCUGGUGGGCUUCCUUGUGGGCACCAUCCUCAUCAUCACUGGCACACGCAUGUCCAGAGCUGCCCCCAGGUCAUGACCCUCCCAAGAGAAACAGACUGUGGGAGGCCCCGGACAGACCCCCUGUGGUUCCCGACAGCCCCGGUAUCCGCUGAGCGCGUGCCCUCCCCGCUGUGCUGGCUUUGAGUGGGAACCACCUUUGCUUCAGCCCCAGCACGUCCCAUAGCUCCCAUUCCCACCCCAACACACACACACACACACACACACACACACACACACACACACACGUUCUUGCUACGCCCAAAGUUCUGGCUGCUGUUCGCAAUAUAUUCUUUCUACCAGCUCUUGGCUAAUUCUCCCAGGGUGUGAGGGACGUUGGGACCCAGCAGAGGGGAUUCUGGGUGGCGACCCCUGAGCAGGGCAGCCGUGUCCCAGCCAGUCCAGCAGUGCUCUGCUCCACUCGGCUUCUUGAGUGUAUGAUGUGAAUGGGUGUUGGACAAGGACUGUGUGAGAUUUCCCUGCUGAAUUCAGAUUGGCCUUGAGAGGGAGGCAGAGUAUCCGGUUUGUGGCAGCCCCUGCACCCCACGGCAGUUUGGAGGAUUUCGUGUUUGUCCGGAUCCACCCAGCCUUCCUCUGGGGUGCCACCCCCCUUUGCUACAUUUCCUAGAGUCCUAGGCAUGCCAAAGAAAGGGCAGUGAGAAGGGAAGGGGGUGACGCCCCUCGAUGGCAUCACUUUAGGUAGGAGGGUGGUCUCUGGCAGAAACAGAGGCUAAGACCCCCCGAGCGCUCUAACUGUGUGACCUGGAAGAUUUAAUUUUACUGUGAGCAAAAUUAAAAAUGCACGCAAAGAGAUGAGUAAUCAUACAGGGAGGUGUAUGUCAACCUUGAACACACAAGAGAAUCACCCAGGAGCCCUCCAGUAAGUACAGGCGCCCCCCAGAGCUGCCCAAGGAGACACCUGUGGCAGGGGGUAGUGGUGGCAGAAGCCUGCCAUUUAUUUAUUUUUUUAAGAUUUAUUUUAUUUAUUUUAAAGAUAGAGUUACAGAAAGAGAGAGGUCUUCCAUCCACUGGUUCACUCCCCAAAAGGCCACAACAGCAGGAGUUGAGCUGAUCUGAAGCCAGGAGCCAGGAGCUUCUUCUGGGUCUCCCAUAUGGGUGCAGGGGCCCAAGGACUUGGGCCAUCCUCCCCGUUAGAAGGAAGCUGGAUGGGAAAUGGAGCAGCCGGGACUUGAACUGGUGCCCGCAUGGGAUGCUGGUGCUGCAGCCCUGGGCUUUAAUCUGCUUCGCCACAGCAGUGGCCCCAGGAGUCUGUCAUUUUUAACUUACUCCGCAUGGUUCUAAGCUGAGGUUUAGUAACCAGGACCCCCUGGUGUGGUCUGGCGUGCUGGAGGUCUUGGCAGGGGAGCUGAGAUCCGAGGAGGGCCAGGAAGGCUUUGUGGAGAACUUGAGUGGGAGACGGAGUUGAAGUUGAUCAGAUGCAAGUAAGUGUGGGGGCAUCGCAGGAGCCCAUGUUAGGUUCCUGGCCUUUUUUUUUUUUUGUAACACAAACCCCCUUAGAACCGUCACAUACAUCACAAAGCGCAGGACAUUUGCACUGAAGAUACAGGGGAGGUGCACAGACACCAAGGGUGGGUUUGGCCAGGCUGUGCAGGGAACAGACCUUACCGCUGAAAAGCCAGCAGCACCUGGAACAGCCCCUCCCGGGCACCCCUGGGUCGUGUGGUCUGUGUCCUGUGACACCUGGGCAUGCUGGCCACCUUCUCUGGGGACUGACUUUCCUGCUAACAGGUGCGCCUUCCAACUCCUGAGUUCACAGCAUCUCUGUUUUGCCCACCCACAGGGGCUGUCUCCGUUACCACGUACAAGGCUUGGCUUGGGCCAAGUGUGGGGCAGGUGUUCCUCCCAGUCCAACGCUCUUAGGGAAGGGGUACAGGAUCUCAUGUCACCCACGUGGCUGCCCAGCCAUGCCUCCGAGUGAGGGUUCAGUUAUGCUCAGAGGGAGAAGGAUGGGUUGGUUCUGAGGAGACACCAUGGGACACUCCUGUUCCUGAGACACCCUGGUCUCUGCUGAUCCUUUGCCUAAAAGCUAACUGGAUGCACCAUUGCUAAGGUGUUUCUCUGAGUUCUGUCCUAAAGCUUAAUAAAGUCAUGGAAAGUGUCUAA
Messenger RNA from Oryctolagus cuniculus (rabbit), 2915 nucleotides. Its product is annotated as HLA class II histocompatibility antigen, DO alpha chain. Gene Ontology annotation, biological process: immune response; antigen processing and presentation. NCBI's taxonomy places the organism in Eukaryota, Metazoa, Chordata, Mammalia, Lagomorpha, Leporidae. Gene Ontology annotation, cellular component: MHC class II protein complex; membrane. The record is from RefSeq and is a predicted model, not a curated record.